Quercus robur (English oak) is the source of this 2699-nucleotide messenger RNA. RefSeq names its product F-box/LRR-repeat MAX2 homolog A. The transcript has a single exon. The record is from RefSeq and is a predicted model, not a curated record. Gene Ontology annotation, biological process: SCF-dependent proteasomal ubiquitin-dependent protein catabolic process. Gene Ontology annotation, cellular component: SCF ubiquitin ligase complex. Lineage: Eukaryota; Viridiplantae; Streptophyta; Magnoliopsida; Fagales; Fagaceae. Bases 371 to 2506 code for a protein of 711 amino acids.
GAUAAUUGGGGAGAGAUGGAGUUGAGAGUUGAGACUGGAGACAAGGAAAACUCCCCCCAGUAACAUGAUGACACAGAUACAUGUCAAUAGUAGUAAGACUCUCAACUCUCUCAAGAGACAACACUCACAUGUUGACUAUAUUCGCCCACGUGCUUCACGCGCUCCAACCCCGGAUUAUCGUCCUUUCCCCAUUUCUUCCUCACACGUGCUUACUCUCUACUCGACUCUCGACUCUCUCUCUCUCUCUCUCCCUAAUCCUUAAAAACUCUAAAUAAUAAGUAACCAAAAAAACGAAAAAAAUCACAACACCAACAACAACCAGUAGAAACUCAACUCUCACCCUACCAAAACCAAAGGCUUCAACAACGACAUGACCACCAUAAACGACCUGCCGGACGCUAUUCUAAUCAACGCCUUCGCUUUGAUUUCCGACACUCGUACUCGGAACUCCCUGUCCUUAACGUGCCGCCGGUUCCUCCAAUUGGAGAGAACCACGCGCGUUUCCCUCACCCUCCGCGGCAACGCUCGGGACCUCUUCAUGAUCCCCCAGUGUUUCCGCUCCGUCACGCGCCUCGACCUCUCCUUGCUCUCCCCGUGGGGCCACGCGCUUCUGUUCUCCUCUUCCUGCGACCCCAAGCUCAUCGCUCACCACCUAAGACGCGCCUUCCCCUCAGUUACAUCCUUGACCGUCUAUUCCCGAUCGUCGUCGAUCUUAGAAGUGUUGAUUCCCCAAUGGCCUGGAUUGCGCCACGUCAAGCUCGUACGAUGGCAUCAACGGCCUCAAAUCCCUCUAGGAUCGGUCCGAUCCGACUUCACUCCAUUGUUCGAGCAAUGCUCCUCGUUGACCUCACUGGACCUAUCGGAAUUCUAUUACUGGACCGAAGAUCUCCCUCCGGUUCUCCAAGCCUAUCCAUCCACCUCAGCAUCGCUCACGAAGCUCAAUCUCCUAACCAAGUCCUUCUCCGAAGGAUUCAAAUCAAGCGAGAUCCAAGACAUCACAAAGGCUUGUCCAAACCUCACUCAUCUCCUCAUAGCUUGUAUGUUUGAUCCCAGGUACGUUGGUUUUGUUGGGGAUGAGGCCUUGUUGUCUAUACCCAACAACUGUCCUAAACUCACUCUUCUCCACUUGGCUGACACCACGUCGUUGGGGAACACACGUGGGAACCCAAACCACGACGGUUAUACUUCUGAGGACGCUAGGAUUAGCCACGUCACGCUGCUGGAGUUUUUCUCUGGAUUGCCUUUGAUUGAAGAAUUGGUUCUUGAUGUUUGUAAGAAUGUGAGGGAUAGUGGGUUGGCUUUGGAAGUGUUGGGAUCUAAGUGUCCCAAGCUGAGGGUGUUGAAGUUGGGACAGUUUCAUAGUGUGUGUAUGGCUGUUGGGUCGAAUUUGGAUGGGGUUGCUUUGUGUGAAGGGCUUGAGUCGCUGUCUAUUAAGAACUCGGCGGAUUUGGAUGAUAUGCGGUUGAUUGAGAUCGGGAGGGGCUGUGGGAGAUUGAAGAGGUUUGAGGCGAUUGGGUGUAAGAGCAUUACUGUGAAGGGGGUGAGGACUUUGGCUUGUUUGCUAAGUAAGAGUUUGGUUGAGGUUAAAAUUUCUUGUUGUAUCAAUCUUGAUGCCGCAGCGACUUUGAGGGCGUUGGAGCCGCUUCGUGAUCGGAUUGAGCGACUGCAUAUCGAUUGCUUGUGGGGGAGCUUGGGGGAAGAAGGCGAGGGUACCGGGGAAGGUGUUUGUGAUUUUGUUCUCAAUGAGAUGGGUGAGUUACAGAAUGGUUAUGAGAUGGACUUCGAGGAUAUGAGGAAGAAGAAGAAAUGUAAGUACUCAUCGGAGGCAGAAGAGGAAGGGGAAGCCGAAUUGAAUUAUUUUUAUAUGGAAAGUAAUGGGAAUGGGUCUUGGUGCAAGAGCUGGGAGCGGCUGAGGUAUCUGUCUCUUUGGAUUGCUGUUGGCGAGCUUCUAACUCCGCUGCCAUCGGUUGGUCUGGAGGAUUGUCCUAACUUGGAGGAGAUUCGAAUACAGGUUGAAGGAGAUUGCAGGGAAAGGCACAGGCUGUCUGACCGCACCCUUGGGUUUGGGUUGAGCAUACUUGCACCGUACCCUCAGCUGUCUAAGAUGCAGUUAGAUUGUAGUGAUGCAAUAGGAUUUGCACUGACCGCACCUUCGGGGCAAAUGGAUUUGAGCUUGUGGGAGAGGUUUUUCCUGACUGGUAUUGGGGAUUUGAGCCUCAACGAGCUUGACUAUUGGCCACCGCAAGACCAGGAUGUUAAUCAAAGGAGUCUGUCACUCCCAGCAGCUGGUUUGCUUGCAGAAUGCCAUUCCCUAAGGAAGCUUUUCAUCCAUGGGACAGCUCAUGAGCAUUUCAUGAACUUCCUGCUAGGGAUAACUAAUCUAAGGGAUGUGCAGCUGCGAGAGGAUUACUAUCCGGCACCAGAAAAUGACAUGAGUACAGAAAUGAGGGUGGACUCGUGCUGUCGCUUUGAAGAUGCAUUGAAUAGACGUCCGAUCCCUGAUUGAAAUGAGUCAUUGCCAAUCCAUGAUGAUCAAGAGAAGACCCCCAGUUGAGGAAACCAAUCUCUAGGCGCAGCAUGCACGACAGUAUCAAGUUUCAAAAUCACGUUUUUGUUGUCUUUAAACUUUGGCUUUUAUAUGGUCACUUUCGAGUAAGAUACCAAGAAUGUUCAAAAAAAAUAAAUCCAUUUCAUAUGCA